Molecule: messenger RNA, 1758 nt
Organism: Astrephomene gubernaculifera
Lineage: Eukaryota; Viridiplantae; Chlorophyta; Chlorophyceae; Chlamydomonadales; Astrephomenaceae
Source: the annotation of a GenBank genome assembly
UAAUCUUAUAACCCUUCGGUUUACUGGCACUUAAGCCUUGCUAGCUGCGCUUAUCGCUGUCCUUACCGCAACACUACACUUCUGCCACAUUUUUUUAACGAGCGCUCGCAUAGAGCACGAUGGCACAAGUAUCUCCAGGCACCGCUUCGUCUGCGACACCGCUUACGCGUAUAGAAAUGCCGUCCUCAGUUGGUGGAGACGAAAGUUUUGGCGGCACCAGGUCUAUUCACAGCGCCUAUGUCUUUAGCGUUGAUAAGCAAAUUGGCGAGGGCACCUACGGGCAGGUGUUUAUGGGGCAUGACCGGGUAACGAACGAUAAAGUGGCGUUGAAGAAGAUCCGGAUGGACACGGAGAAGGAAGGGUUCCCAAUCACAGCAAUCCGCGAAAUUAAAAUCUUGAGCUCCUUAUCACAUCCGAACGUUGUCAACUUGCGAGAAAUCGUUCGCUCAGAAAUUCACAAAAACAACAACUUCAAGGGGUCCAUCUACAUGGUCUUUGACUACGCGGAGUACGACCUGACUGGCCUAAUGGAGUCGACCAAAUACGUCUUCACGGAGCCGCAGGUCAAGUGCAUCCUGAAGCAAUUGCUUAAGGGCCUGGCGUACUGCCACAACAACGGGGUGCUGCAUCGCGACCUCAAAGCGUCCAACAUCCUCAUCGACACGAAGGGAACGGUGAAGCUCGCGGAUUUCGGUUUGGCACGGCCGUACGGCGGCACCGAUGCGGGCUUCACAAACCGGGUGAUUACGUUGUGGUACCGGCCUCCCGAGCUGCUGCUGGGUGCGGUCAAGUACGGCGGCGAGGUGGACAUGUGGAGCGUGGGCUGCAUCUUUGCGGAGCUGCUGACGGGGAAGCCGCUCUUCCCAGGCAAGGAUGAGAUGGACCAGAUGGAUAAGAUCUUCCAGAUCAUGGGAGCGCCCACCGAGCAGGCCUGGCCGGGCGUCACCAGCCUCAACCUCAAACUCUACAAGAACGUGCCCCUGGACAAGUACCCCCGGCAGCACCGGCUGCGUGAGACGCUGCGCAGCAAGGGCGUGGGGCGGCACAUCAGCGAGGAGGCCAUCCGGCUGCUGGAGCGCAUGCUGUGCCUGGACCCCAGCAGGAGGAUCACGGCAGCGGAUGCAGUCAUGGACCCCUACAUGUGGGCUGACCCCAUGCCCUGCGAGCCCCAGCAGCUGCCCUGCCGCGGCAGUGGCCACGAGUUCACGAUGAAGAAGCGCCGCAACGACCAGCACCGGGAGCAGCAGGCGGGCCCGCCGCUGCCCAUGCCGGGGGUGCCGGGACCAGGAUACGGGGCGGGGCCGGCGGCGGCGCAUGGAGGUUACGGGCAGGGACCAGACGCCAAACGGCCGAGGUACGGUGUUCCUCCCGGUGGCCCCGGGCCGCAGCCCUACCCCGGCGGCAUGGGGGGCCACCAGCGGUCCAUGCAGCAGGGGGCCUACCAGGCAGGCGGGCAGGGAGGCGGUGCGUACGGCAGCCACGGACAGGGCGGGGCCGCAGCGGGCGGCGGUGGCGGGUACGGCAGGCAAGCGGGCAUGGGAGGUGGCGGCGGGGGAGGAGCGUACGGCAUGCCGCCUCAGCAGCAGCAGCAGGGGGGCCAGCAGCAGGGGUACGGACAGCGUCAGGACGGUCGAGGCGGGCAGCCGGGAGGGUACGGUGGCGGCGGUGGUGGUGGUGGUGGUGUACCCAUGGGUCCGCCGCACCACCCGCACCCGCACCAGGGGAUGCAGGGGAUGGGGUCUCAGGGGUAUGGGUCAC